This is a messenger RNA of Porites lobata, 2348 nucleotides long. The record is from the annotation of a GenBank genome assembly. NCBI's taxonomy places the organism in Eukaryota, Metazoa, Cnidaria, Anthozoa, Scleractinia, Poritidae.
AUGAGAGCACAAAUGAACGGUGCCGCAACACCGUACGUGAAGGAUCUUCUUUUAUCGCGAAUACCGUUCGCCAGAGGGAUAAAAAACCGGAUACCGCGGGGCUAGAUGAUACCGCAAUACCGCACAUUAAAUUAAAAUGUCUAAAAUCAAAAUUACCAAAAAAAACCCGCUUGAAAACAAGCUCAAGAACGCAAUACCCCUAUCCCCCCUCAUUAACGCUAGAAAUUCUUUCCAACCUUGGAGAAUUUACUCGGUAGAGACAUCGUUAGUGAUAUGCUAUUAUUCUCAUAUUCUCAUGAAGGCUGCAGUAAUCAGGGAAUUCAUUUAAGAUCAGGAACGAAGGAGCCUUUUCUUCCUUUUUCGAUUCUUUUAUCCGCCACAUUGAAAACCAAAAUUUACAAGCCCGCGGGUUAGUGAAGCCGCUGACUGUCUAGAAUUUCUGGCUAUGCUCUUUUCCAGCGUUAAGGAAACGUUCCAGGUGCAUGAGAAUAAGUAGUUUAGAAACUUCGCAAUACUUGGCGAGAUAAUCAGUGCUGCCAAAUAAAGUAAACGUGUAUUAAACUUGUCAAUAACAGCAGAUUUAGUUGAACUGAUUUUCUUUAAAAUGCUAAUUACUUGAGUAACGGUAAUAUCUUGAAGAGUGAAUAAACAACAUCAGGAUCUCUUCUUGAGUUAACAAAAUAAAGUUAGUCAACCUGGACAAGUCCGUAUCAUUAUAAAUCCAUUUUAAGUUUACCCUAAGUUUAUCGACGAUUGUCGACAAAAUGAGUGUUCACUAUGAUCAUCAAUCACUUUGUCGUCCAAUACAAGGCUGCUAACACAGGAAUUUUUUGCUGAUCCAUUCAACAAUUUAAUUUUUUUCCAUGUUGACCUGUUUUCAAAAGAGGAAUGACAAAAAUCACGUGCACAUUUAGCUCUACGCAACAAGAUAGCUAUUUUAUUUGAAAUUCUCACUCUACGGUAGUUCACAAACGUCACUCAACAGACUGGCUACAUUAACAACCGGUUACAUUACCAUGAUUACAUAGUAAUAGUGUCAGCAAGACGGAAUUGGCAAUUGACCCCGAGGGGGAGGGGGACACCUGGGAAUUCUUCAGUGGUGGGGGUGUGCCGCCCGGUUCUUCAAAUGCUGACCCUAUUUUCGAUAAAAAAAUUUCAAUUUCCGCACCCUUUUUCAGACCUGGCCUCUAAAAUCCAUACCCGUUUUCAGACCUGGUCUAUAGGAAAUUAUGUCAUCAUAACUUAGAUUAGAACGCGGCUGAACGCCAAAUAAAAGAUUUCUUAAAAUCAGCUUCGAAUUCGUAUAUCACUAUUUCAUUUGGAAUUGGUACGACAAAUACGUUCAUACACUGCUGUAGUACCCUCGAAAGCCAUACCUGAUUCCAGACUAAAGUGGGCAAAGUUUAUGCCCGUUUUCAGACCAAAACGGCUCAAAAACCCUACCCGAUGGAGCUGCACAUACUUGUAUGACUUAUAUAAGGGACUACACCACCCCCCGGGGAGUUGACAUACACUUUUUAGCGAGCAAUUGCAAUCGUAUCGUUGAAACAUUGUUUUGUCAGUUUUGUAACGGUUAAUAUAUUUUCUUAUUAAAAAAGUGUUUGCAGUUUAAUGCUCAUAGUUUUAUAUGUAAAUGAAAGAUCCGACCUUGGAGUACAAUAUCUGAUAGUUCAAAACUUUUUUUGGGAGACUGAGAUAGAUAUCUGAUAGAUAGGUUUUUUGAUUUACCAUAGCUACGGCAAAUCAAUUAAGAGUUGUGAAUGUCGUUGACAUGACGCGAAAAAUAGAAACAUAAGAAAUUGAAUGUUUGUGCUUGUUUAUUCAUCAUACUAUCUGAAGUUAACAUACGCGGGCACUAACGCGAAUCUUUAGAUUGUCUUAAAUACCCCCCAAAAUCCUAAACUUAAAUCAAGCCAACCCGCAAAAAUUACUUGCCAAAUUUUCCUACCCAAAUAAAAUCCCGGAAUCGAAAAUUUCAAACCCAAAAAAUCCUUGGAUCAUCCCCGUCACUUGGAAUUCGGAGGUUGCGAGUUAGACUAAGAUAUAUUUCCAAGACAAAACGGACUUUAUUAAUCUUUUGAGUGCUCUAUUUUUUUCUAGACGAAAUGAAGUCUCAAACACUUCUGCUGAUCGCUAUUGUUGCCGCUUUUGUCGUUGCCUCGGAGUCUGAUAUCUUAAAAGGAGGAGGGUGUCCAAAGUGCCACAGGAAGGAUUCCUCAGGAAGAUGCAGGAAAAUUUUGGGGUGUUCCAGGAAAAGAGAAUUUUUGAAGAAAUUCUACGAGAUGCUGCAAGACAUGCCUCGUAACAAUAUGGAAGAGUUGGAAGACUACAUACCGGAAGACUAUUAG